GAGCAAGUUGGCUGCACGCGCGCGCUUGACUUGGGUUUAUUAUACGUCGUCGUUGUUGCUGUUGUUGGGUGGCUGCUGGUGUUUGUGUUAUUUGUUGCAGCGUGCGAAUGUCGUGCCAAGUAGGAAGUGAGCAAGUGCAACUAAAGUGCAGUUAAAGCUACAAAGAGCGCUGCCUCAUCCUCUACUAACAGUAGCCAAUAGAAGCGAAUACCCCAAAGUGUUUUGCAUUUUUGUAAAUUCAGCUAAUCCUUUUUUGCCAUGUGCCUACAAUAUUUGGAUUAGUGGCAACUCCGCACUCAUCCCCCGCCCGCCAGUAGCAUGGCCAGCGAGCGUUUAGCCGGCGGCGGCGGGCGUCACUCACGUGUCAGUCCAACGCCGGGCCGUGGCAGCAAAAUUGCCUACACUCCAUGUCCCCGCUCCGAGCCACCACAGGAUCUCGAUCUGCCCGUGACGGGAAGGAAUUGCCUGGCAAUACCAAUGUCCUCGCUGCAAACGGCUAACGGACCCAACAGCAACAAAGAACGAUGUAGCGCACUAUCGGGCAUACCGAGUACCCCGACAACGACCACGUCCUUUACACAGCCCAGCAGCAACAGCCCCUACGAAGUGGAUGUGCCGCAACCGUUAGUCGAUCGAUCCCUGUCGCUGAUGCGUUGGAACAGCAGCAUCAAUCACGGCACCACUAACAGUCAGAUCCGACUGCAACAGUUGCAACAACAGCCAACGCAGCAACAACAUGCCGCCUAUCAACAACAGCAACAACAACAACAGCAGCAACAGCAGCAGCAGCAGCAGACAUUAAGUGCAACAAGUUGUCUGCUUACAGCUGCCGCUGCGGCAACGCGGCAAGGCAACUUUGGUGGUGGCAACGCGGGAAGCACUCGUGCAGAGCCCAUCUCCUUGGCAACCCUGGAUCGCGACUGUUUCAUCAUUCCGGUGCACAGUGUCGAUCGAUUUCUACCCGCAGGAAUACCAUUGCCUGCUUUGAGUGCGGAUGGGAAGACUUCAAGUCCGCUCAGCGUUUUAGAGGUAUCCGAUCCCAAAUUAUGUAUUCUAGUGCAUCUGAUGAGUCCCCUAGAGGCCAUAGAUCCCGUCAUGGAAUCACCACUCGCACAUCCGCUGCUCAAGCAACGCGCCAUUGCCUCGGAGCUAUUAACGGAGGUGCAACAGGCCAACACAGCAGUCGGCGGCAUGAUUCUAGCCAACAUGGAGAAGAACUCUGAAUUUCCAUUUAUAUCGUAUUAUCUGAUCAACACGAUGCAAACGGAUCCAUCGAAUUUCUAUGCCAGCCUGCGGGUCUCAUCGCUCUCCAAGUUUGAGCCCAAAACACUCAAAUACACUGCCGCCCACACGUUGGAUUUGUACAGCGAGGUGGCUUCCAUUUGUCGGCCGCCGCUGGUGCUGCCCUCGAAUGAGGCGGGCAGCUUUAAGAAAUCACAGACACCCGCCACGGGCUACAUUAUCAGCGUGUUCAAGGUCUUCGAGGGCGACGAUGGCGAGCGCUUUGAAAAGAACUGGUUGUACUGGACAGGAGCGCGCAUGCUGUACAGAUAUUUACCACGAGCUGCUGGACUGCGUCGGAUUGCGCUGCACAAGAGCACCUCGCAGAAGGGCGACAAAAUGUAUCUGUUGGUCUGCGAGUGUGCGGAACUAUUGAAGGAUAUCUCGUUGGCUGCCUUUUUGAUACCGGCACUGCGUGCUCGUCUCUGCGGCUACACAGGACUCUAUCGACCAAUACAGACUUUCUAAGGGCGAAAAUAUAUUAUAGAAUUCUA
Molecule: messenger RNA, 1775 nt
Organism: Drosophila grimshawi
Lineage: Eukaryota; Metazoa; Arthropoda; Insecta; Diptera; Drosophilidae
Exons: 8
Coding region: 319-1749 (476 amino acids)
Source: RefSeq, a predicted model, not a curated record